AUGAGUGAAAAGGAGGCAAAUGAACUGAAAGAUGAAAAUUGUGCAAAUUCUUCGCGGGAAGACAGUGACAAGAAUAGCAAUGGUAAUAGCUUCGAGAUGGAUUUUGAAAUUGUAGUACCGGAAGGAAUGUCGCAAGCAUCAUGUGGAAUUGAGAAAAUAGGAAAGGAAUAUAAAAAUAAAUGGAUUCACAAAGGGAAUGAUAAUACAUCAGCUGAUAUAAAAUUGGAAGAUAAGGAACGAUGGACAAAUAAUGAUGUUUAUGAAGACCAAAGAAUUCACACAGAGGAAUUAAUCAGUGAUUGCAAAAAUGGGAAGACACAUUUACAGGAUGAUGGAUUGUACUCAACUGAAGAAAAAAAAAAAGAAAGAGAAAAUAAUCACGUAAUGAAAAAAGAAUUUCAUAAAAUAAUUAAUGACAAUAUUAUGGAUAAGCUGGUUCAUAGAACAUUUAACAAUAUUAUGAAGGACACAUCGAAUGAAUGUGGUUUUAUUGUUACUCCCGAUACCCCUGUAGCACGUGGUACCGAAUGUCACCACAGUAACCAUAAGAGAAGUGCACCAUUGUUUGACAAUCCUGUUGUAAAGAAAGAAAAGAUAAAUACAAUAAAAAAAGAAAAGGAAGAAAAAUUUGAAACUGACCAUAAACAUGUAGGCUACAAUGUUGUCAGUAGUACAUGUGGAAACAGAACUAAAACAAGGAUUAAAAAUGAACCUGUAGGAAUAGUGGAAAUGGAAAUGGAAAUGACGGAUGAUGAAUCACUGCUUGAGUAUUCAAGAAUGGACAAUAAUUCAUAUCUGCAGAAAGGAAGGUAUAGAAAAAAAUUCGAAGAUGAAAAUGAUAUUGAAAUGUUUCCAUAUGAAGCUGAAGGGGAAGAGAAAGUGGAAAAGUACACGAAAAAGAAUAAACUGAUUUAUGGGAAAGAGGAAAAGAGUGAUAGGAUCAUUGGCAAAUUAUCUGAUUUUGAUUCUGUUAUAAUUGAUGAAACGUUGCCAGAAAUUCCUUUAGGCAGCAAUUCGGAUAGAAAAGACAACAAUGUCAUACAUAAGGAUGAAAAUGAAGCAAACAAUAAAGAAUAUUUGCACGAAAUUUCAAGCAUAAUUUACGACAAAAAUGGAAAUGAUAACUAUAUAGAUGAAGAAAACCAAGUAGGAAUUGACCAACUUUCAUUCAAUAAGAAAGAAAAAGGAUAUAAAAAUAAAAUAAAAUUCCCAUCUAUUUAUGAAAACAACAGAGAAGAAUGGUUUCAAGCCAAUGAAAAUGAUGAAUGGAUGGUUCAUAAGUUAUGUGAUUGGAUAUAUAAUGUUAAGGAUAAACUGUACUUUAAUUUACAAACUCAAGGAAUCUAUUACACCAAGAAGAAUGGCGAAUUUUUGAAAUUUGAGAACUCAUUCCACGAAAGAGAAGAUACAGUUGAGAAUGAAAAAGAGGUCUCAAGAGAGACUCCAAGUAAUUAUAAAAGUAUGAACAGAAGCGAAAAUAAUUCCCUCAGUGAAUCAGAGUUUGAUGAUGCAGAUAUGAAUAGAAAAUAUAAAGCUCGUGCAUAUUGUAAGGACUUAUCUAACAAUGAUGACUAUGAAUGUAUAGACGUCGACACCUUGAGAUGGAAUGAUAAUAAAGAUGUUAAACCUAGUGCUAAGGAUGAACAUGGUAGAAAUAUUGCUUCUAAAAAUAUAUAUAAAGAUGACAAAAGAAAAAAAAAAAAUUGUAAUCCUGGAAAUGGUCACAUGUCACGUGAUCAUGAUGAGAGAAUCAAGAACGUGAGUAUAAAUUCAUUGCAUGCAAGCUACACACAUGAUAAUCAAUCACAUGAUGAGACAGUUGAAGAAUUCAGCAUGGUUUUAGAGGAUGAUUUAGUAUGUGGAACUUAUAGUGAAAUGGGUAUUCAUAAUAAAGGAGGAAAUGAAGAUUUUUAUGUUACAAAAGAUAUUUUAGAUCUGAAUGAUAUAUCAGAAAGUGAUGGUUUGUGUUUCUUCAGUGGUGUAUUUGAUGGACAUGGUGGAUCUAAUUGUGCAAGAUAUGUAAUGUCUCAUUUGAAAACAAAUUUGAUUGCAAAAUUUCGACAAUCCUUUUUAAUUACAUGUAAGAAACAAUUUAAAGAAAAGACAUCAAAAUUAAAUGAUUUAAGUGUUGAGAUAAGAGCACUUUAUGACAGUUGUAUUAAAGGAUUUGAUAUGACUGAUAAGAAUUAUAUUGAAUUGUCAAAGAAAUAUGAUUAUAGAGAUGGUUCUACAGCAUGUGUGGUUUUAAUUUAUGGACCUGAUGAUGACGGGUCGUUAAAAGUGUUAUGUGCAAAUUGUGGAGAUUCUGGUGCACUAAUUUGUCACAAUAGAGAUCCGGUUAAACUAUCCUUGAGACAUAAGCCAGAUUUGCAAGAAGAACGAUUAAGAAUAUUGAAAUGUGGAGGUAUAAUAGCUAAUAUUAAUGGAAUUAAUCGAAUCAUAACAAAGCACAAUGUUAAAGAUAACAAAAGUAGAGAAAAAACAUUUUUAGCUUUAUCUACAUCUAGAUCAUUCGGUGAUAUUUCUUACAAAAUCCCGAGAAAAAUUGUUCUUUCGAAACCUUUUAUUAGCAUAUAUACCAUUGAUUUUGAUUUGGAUUCAUUUCUGGUUCUUGCUACCGAUGGAAUUCUAAAUGUAUUAACAAAUAAGGAAAUUAUUGAUAUAGUAUGGAAUAAUAUACAUCGCAAACCUGAAGAAGCCGCAGAAGAAGUUGUCAAGGAGGCAACAAAGCGAGGAUCCACAGAUGACAAAACUUGCACCGUUAUUUUUUUUUAUUGGAGGAAGGAUAUUUUUAGAGAUGCACCUGAAGAUGUUAACCCGGACCCCUCCUCCCCCCUUGAGGACUCAAAGGCAGAGGACAUCAACAUGUUUUCGGAAGUUUUCUGA
Molecule: messenger RNA, 2886 nt
Organism: Plasmodium gonderi
Lineage: Eukaryota; Apicomplexa; Aconoidasida; Haemosporida; Plasmodiidae
Product: protein phosphatase 2C domain containing protein
Exons: 2
Coding region: 1-2886 (961 amino acids)
Biological process (GO): protein dephosphorylation
Molecular function (GO): protein serine/threonine phosphatase activity
Source: RefSeq, a predicted model, not a curated record